Molecule: messenger RNA, 10795 nt
Organism: Solenopsis invicta (red fire ant)
Lineage: Eukaryota; Metazoa; Arthropoda; Insecta; Hymenoptera; Formicidae
Gene: Ca-alpha1D
Product: muscle calcium channel subunit alpha-1
Biological process (GO): calcium ion import across plasma membrane
Cellular component (GO): membrane; voltage-gated calcium channel complex
Molecular function (GO): high voltage-gated calcium channel activity
Source: RefSeq, a predicted model, not a curated record
UCGUCGUUCUUCUCGAGAGCACAAAAAAAAAACAACGCAAGGGUUAAAGAAAGGGGAAGAAAAUCCGGGAUUGAUCCGAUUCCAACGAUCAUAGACGCCGCCGCUUUGACGCCGUUGUCGACAUCGUGGUCAAACGGCUCCUCUUCUUCCUCUCGGCUCAUUCUCGCGCGGAAAGUAGUGGUUGAGCGCGCCGGGCGCGAAUUUCAUUGCUGGGUAUCCCUCUUCGUACACCGAGAGUCCGAUACAGCGGGAAGGGUGCGUGCUGCUCCUCUCGGGGAUGCCGUAUAUGUAGAGGAAACGCGCAACGCGCACGCACGCACGCACGCGGAAUCGGUGCUCUUUACCUCAAACGAGAGAGCGGUGUCGUGCUCGCGCUCUCUCUUUCUCCCCCCCCCCCUCUCUCUCUCUCUUGUUAGCGCGUGUGUGCGAGAAAGAGAGAGAGAGCCGCGUAUAUAUAAAUAUAAUAGAACGCACCUAGAUAUCUAUUUAUAAGUUUAUACGAGGCAGGAGAGGCCGCAUCGAGAGAAGCGAGGGACCGAGAUAGCAGAAGGAGGCAGCAGGAUGGAGAUAGAAGGUUGCGAGAAGAGGAACGAAAAGAGAAGUCCAUAGAGAGGAAAAGAGAGAGGGAGAGGGAGAGAAAGAGAGGGACAAGCUAAAUAGAAGGGAGAGAGCUAAAUAGAAGAAGUGAAAAGGAGUGGUGGCGGAACGUGUGACGGUGGUGCGCCCGCGCUCGGUUUUCCCCACGUCUUCUAUCGUAGUAGUGCACCGGUCGUCGUCGUGCCUGGUGGCGGUGGUGGUGGUGUGGUGUGGUGGUGGUGAUCGCUGGUGGUAGUAGUGGUCUUGGUGGCUGGUGUUGGUCUCGUGCCCCGUGUCCAGGAGGUAGCGAGCGGCCGCGACGUAGCACCACGAGGGAGAGGCGUGUUGUUGGGCGAGAUACACACGCGCGUUCGAACGGAGCGGGAAGGGGGAGGGGGAGGAAGCGAGGCUUCUCGCGGGCGAAGAGGGUGCGUUGCGCCCUGCGUCGAGACCCACACGAAAGCGGCGCCGGGGCGCGAGAGAGAGAGACCGGCGGCGCGGCGACACGACCGGGAGGACCGCAGAAGCGCCGGGAGCGAGGCGGGAGGAAAGGCCGAUUCUUCUCUCUCUCGCGCGCGCGAAGCGGGUGGCGAGGCAGCAGUGAGCGAUCUCGCGCGCGUGCGAGUGCGAGUGCGAGUGAACGCGCGGAUAUGACGAGCGGAUACGCCCGGCGGCUCACGUGAUACGCAACGCAAUCGUCGUGCUCCGCCGCCGAGGAAGAUAUGUGGUCACGGAGGGAGCUUCGUAGCAGCCCAGUGCCGUAGCAUGCCGGCGAGCUGCAGCGCGUGGUGGUGGGCCUCUGAGACACCGCGUCGAUCGGCGUCGAUCGCCGCCAUCUGCGUGGCUAGGCAGCAAUCCCUGGAGCGUCGUCGUGGGAGAAGAAGAAGAAGAAGAACGUGCGAUCGUGGUCGUCGUAGCACAGGAAGCACGGAGCUCGACACCAGCGACCGAUGAGCACGGGGGGGGAUGGGGGCUCGGCGUUGGGCCCACCUGCUCGGCUGCCGGGGGCCCAGCCGAUUGCCGCGACCCCCUACAUCGCGACCCCCCCCAAUGCCGGUCAGCAACAACCCGGAUGGACGCAACUGGCGAAUAUGCAGCCGGCGCCAUCGCAGACGGGCCCCGGUGCCGCCGGCGCCGCCGCCGCUGCCUCCAAGGCGGCCCAGAAGAGGCCCGUCAGACGGGGGGGUAAGCCGCCACCCGACCGACCCGUUCGGGCGCUCUUCUGCCUGACCCUCACGAACCCUCUUAGGAAAAUGUGCAUCAGCGUCGUCGAGUGGAAACCCUUCGAAUGGCUCAUCCUUCUGACGAUAUUUGCGAAUUGCGUCGCUCUGGCCGUUUACACACCGUAUCCCUAUAACGAUUCCAAUCUGACCAAUCAGUACUUGGAGAAGAUAGAGUACAUUUUUCUUGUGAUUUUUACGGUGGAGUGCGUGAUGAAGAUCAUAGCUUACGGCUUCGCCGCGCAUCCAGGAGCUUACCUCCGCAACGGCUGGAACUUGCUGGAUUUCACGAUAGUCGUGAUUGGAAUGAUAAGCACGGUGUUAGCGACAUUCAUGAAGGGUUUCGACGUCAAGGCCUUAAGGGCGUUUCGUGUUCUACGUCCUCUUAGGCUGGUUUCCGGUGUUCCAAGUCUUCAGGUGGUCCUAAACUCAAUUUUGAGGGCGAUGGUACCACUUUUGCACAUUGCUUUAUUAGUUCUCUUCGUCAUCAUCAUUUACGCCAUCAUCGGCCUCGAGCUGUUCUCCGGGAAGUUGCAUAAAACGUGCCGGCACAAUAUAACCAACGAGAUGAUGCCAAAACCGAUACCAUGUGGCGAUGGCGGCUAUGAUUGCUCUCAAGUCGGAUCUAACUACGUAUGCAGCAAACAGUUCUGGGAAGGUCCUAACUUCGGCAUUACGAAUUUCGAUAAUUUCGGACUGGCCAUGCUCACGGUCUUCCAAUGCAUCACCCUCGAGGGCUGGACGGACGUGCUUUAUAAUAUCGAGGAUGCAAUGGGAAGUACGUGGCAGUGGAUAUACUUCAUUUCGAUGGUCAUCUUUGGGGCUUUCUUCGUGAUGAAUCUAAUUCUCGGUGUGUUGUCCGGUGAAUUUUCCAAGGAGAGAGAGAAGGCAAAGGCGCGUGGCGACUUUCACAAGCUCAGGGAGAAACAACAGAUCGAGGAUGAUCUCAGGGGUUACCUCGACUGGAUAACGCAAGCCGAGGACAUCGAGCCGGAGACUGACGAGCCAAAAAUGAUGCAAGAUGGAAAAACUAAGCAGCAGAACGAAAUAGAGAGUACGGACCAAUUGGAGGGUGACGAAGAAGGGAUCCAACAGGAGUCCGUUUGGAAAAAGAAGAAACGGGAUUUCGACAGAGUGAACAGGCGGAUGCGAAGAGCCUGUAGAAAGGCUGUGAAGUCCCAGGUCUUCUAUUGGCUCAUCAUAGUUCUGGUCUUCUUGAAUACUGGUGUUCUCGCCACGGAACACUACGGUCAGCCGCCAUGGUUGGACACAUUUCAAGAAAUUACGAAUAUGUUUUUCAUCGUGCUGUUCUCCAUGGAGAUGAUGUUAAAAAUGUACAGUUUAGGCUUUCAGGGUUAUUUCGUCUCGUUGUUCAAUCGUUUCGAUUGCUUCGUCGUGAUCGGCUCGAUUACCGAACUGAUACUUACACGUACAAAAGUAAUGCCGCCUCUUGGCGUUUCCGUACUUCGUUGCGUCCGGCUGCUCAGGGUAUUUAAAGUAACGAAAUAUUGGAGAUCACUGUCGAAUUUAGUGGCCUCUUUAUUGAACUCGAUACAAUCGAUUGCCUCGCUGUUGCUUCUGCUUUUCCUUUUCAUCGUGAUCUUCGCACUUUUGGGCAUGCAGGUCUUCGGUGGAAAGUUCAAUUUCAAUCACACGGAGGUAAAAGAGCGUCACAAUUUUGACAGUUUUUGGCAGAGCUUGCUCACCGUAUUUCAGAUAUUAACCGGCGAGGAUUGGAACGCUGUGAUGUACGUCGGAAUCCAAGCUUAUGGCGGUGUUUCCAGCUUCGGGGUGCUCGCCUGUGUUUAUUUCAUUAUCCUCUUCAUAUGCGGUAAUUAUAUUCUCUUGAACGUGUUCUUGGCUAUCGCCGUCGACAAUCUCGCUGAUGCCGAGUCCCUGACUGCCAUCGAAAAGGAGGCCGAGGAGGAGGCCGAGAAAAAUAAAUCUCGCAGUGGGUCGCUGGCAAGGGACGAACUCAGCGGUGAAGCUGGCGAUGACGGUGGCGAGGGGAUCGAAGGAGAGGAUGAGGGCGCUGGUACAGAUCUCGAACACGAUCCUAACGAGACAAUGGAGGACUAUGAGGCUGCACUCGAUACCGAAACGUCAGAGAAAAGUGAAGAUAUGAAUACGCAUAAAGUGCGAAUCAACGUUGAAUCCGACGAGGAAGUGGAGGAAGAGGAAGAGGAGGAAUGUGAGCCAGAAGAAACGCAAGAUGAUGGACGGGAAGUGACGGCUAGACCGCGAAGAAUGUCCGAGUACAACGCGCCCGUCAAGAAAGAACCGAUCCCAGUCGGUUCGGCAUUCUUUAUUUUUUCAAGCACUAAUAGGUUUCGCGUAUUCUGCCAUUGGUUUUGUAAUCACAGUUACUUCGGCAACAUGAUAUUGAUGUGCAUUAUGAUUUCUUCUGCCAUGUUGGCUGCCGAAGAUCCAUUGAGAACCAAGACGGAUAGAAAUGAUAUAUUGGGACACUUCGACAUUUUCUUCACUGCUAUUUUCACGAUCGAAAUCUGCCUAAAAAUGGUCUCAUACGGCUUCAUCUUACACGAGGGCGCGUUUUGCCGAUCGGCUUUCAAUCUGCUCGAUCUUCUCGUCGUAGUCGCUUCUCUCGUUUCCAUGGCAGCCAAACCUGGCGCAUUCUCUUUUAUCAAAGUGCUCCGAGUGCUUCGUGUGCUGAGGCCGCUGCGUGCCAUCAAUCGCGCUAAGGGAUUAAAGCACGUAGUACAGUGCGUCAUCGUAGCGGUAAAGACUAUCGGAAACAUAGUCCUCGUCACCAGCCUCCUGCAGUUCGUGUUCGCCGUCAUUGGCGUACAACUCUUCAAGGGCAAGUUUUUCUAUUGUACUGAUGGAUCGAAAAUGACGGAGAUCGAAUGCCAGGGUACUUUUUUGGAAUUCCCAGACGGCAAUUUUAACAAACCGUCCGUAAGACAGAGAGAAUGGUUACAGCAGAGAUUUCACUUCGAUAACGUUGCCAAAGCGAUGUUGACCCUUUUUACGGUCUCGACUUUCGAAGGUUGGCCAUCAUUAUUAGAUUGGUCAAUCGACUCAAAUAAAGAAAACCGUGGACCAAUUCAUAAUUUUCGGCCGAUAGUGGCCGCCUACUACAUCAUCUACAUUAUCAUCAUCGCAUUCUUCAUGGUGAACAUCUUCGUCGGUUUCGUUAUUGUCACCUUUCAAAAUGAAGGCGAGCAAGAGUACAAAAACUGCGAGCUCGAUAAAAAUCAGAGAAAUUGCAUCGAGUUCGCGCUGAAAGCUAAGCCAGUGCGUCGCUACAUACCAAAGCAUCGAAUACAGUACAAAGUCUGGUGGUUCGUCACCUCCCAGCCGUUUGAAUACACGAUAUUCAUGCUAAUUAUGAUCAACACUUUAACGCUCGCGAUGAAAUUUUAUCGACAACCGCCACUUUACACGGAUAUCCUGGACGUUCUCAACAUGAUCUUCACCGCUGUGUUCGCGCUUGAGUUUGUGUUUAAGUUGGCUGCAUUUCGAUUUAAGAAUUACUUCGGCGAUGCGUGGAACGUUUUCGACUUUAUUAUCGUGCUCGGAAGUUUUAUCGACAUUGUUUAUUCGGAGGUUAGCCCUGGAAGCAACCUCUUUUCCAUCAAUUUCUUCAGGCUGUUUCGCGUAAUGAGAUUGGUUAAGCUACUGAGCAGAGGGGAGGGUAUCCGAACACUUUUAUGGACGUUUAUUAAAUCCUUUCAGGCCCUGCCCUAUGUCGCCCUUCUUAUUAUAAUGCUCUUUUUCAUUUACGCUGUAAUAGGCAUGCAGGUCUUCGGAAAGAUCGCGAUAAAUGACGAGACGGAAAUAAAUCGCAAUAAUAAUUUCCAGUCCUUUCCGCAAGCCGUGUUGGUUCUAUUUAGAUCGGCAACAGGCGAGGCGUGGCAAGAAAUAAUGAUGGAUACUUCGUCGAAAGAGGGAGUUGAAUGUGAUAAAGAGAGCGACUCAUUCGAUGAAGGCAAGGACAACUGCGGGUCGGACAUUGCAUUUCCGUAUUUCAUAUCCUUCUAUGUGCUCUGUUCAUUUCUCAUUAUCAAUCUUUUCGUCGCCGUUAUCAUGGACAACUUUGACUACUUGACGAGAGAUUGGUCGAUUCUCGGGCCGCACCACUUGGACGAAUUUAUUCGCCUGUGGUCCGAGUACGACCCCGACGCCAAAGGGCGCAUUAAACAUCUCGACGUGGUAACGUUACUAAGGAAAAUAUCACCGCCUUUGGGUUUUGGAAAGCUGUGUCCUCAUAGAGUAGCUUGUAAGAGACUCGUCUCAAUGAACAUGCCGCUAAACAGCGAUGGUACCGUGUUGUUCAACGCGACUUUGUUUGCCGUCGUGAGGACAUCGCUGAGAAUCAAGACGGAGGGUAAUAUUGAUGACGCAAAUGCCGAACUCAGGGCGGUGAUCAAGAAGAUCUGGAAGAGGACUAGUCCGAAGCUUCUAGAUCAAGUGGUACCACCGCCCGGAGUGGAUGACGAGGUGACGGUCGGCAAAUUUUACGCAACCUUCCUCAUCCAGGACUAUUUCCGUCGAUUCAAGAAACGCAAAGAACAGGAAAUGAAGGACGGCGAUAGAGAUUGUCUCAACACUGUGACCCUUCAGGCUGGGUUAAGAACGUUACACGAAGCUGGCCCCGAAUUGAAACGCGCAAUUUCCGGUAAUUUGGAAGAACUUCUCGACGACAAUCCGGAACCUAUGCAUAGGAGAAACCAUUCGCUCUUUGGCAGCGUGUGGUCCAGUAUGCGAAAAGGGCACCACGGUUUCCACAGGGCGAAAUCGCUAAAGGUCAACUCUACCACUGUAAAGGCUUCCCCGACCAAUUCCAUAGAUUUUCUACCGUAUGCCUCGUUACGGAGGAGCGCCGUCACGGAUAUCACCAAACAAAUCACUCAUCAAAUUGUGCCAAAUAUAGCGGGUGGUCUAAGUGAUGGUGCGAUGAACCAGAUAGGAACUGAUUUGCGACUAACGGGCGUUGAAGAGAAUAUACCCCUGAGACCGCUCGCUGCUUUCGGCAAUUCGGCGCAACAGCCGUCUUACAAAGUGGUCGAUCUUCAGGACGGAAUCGAGCGGCAGUUGACGCCACCCACGCCUCCGCCGCGACGGAACCCGUCGUCCACGUCCACCGGCACCCCGAGCACCGACACCACCGUGCACACCUCCGUCGCUGCAGCGGCAGCAACGGCAGCGACGACAGCCACCGCAGCAACCGCAGCAGCAUCCGCGGCGGCCGGCACGACGAGUGGUUCGAGCGUCGCGACGACGACGAUCACUGCGUCGUGCACCACGAGCGCGAACACCUCGACCACCGCGACAAGCUCAAGCCCCGCUUCCUCGUCAAACGGGACGAACUGUUAUUAUACCUACGCGUCGCGGGGCUGCUGCGUCGAUUGCGCAGCCUGGAGCAAUCACGCCCUAGAUGACGACGAAGACACAACCGGAAGCGGAUCGAGCGAUUCCGGCAGGUGGAACCCGCACUCGGAGGGUGGUGUAGCGCGGGGCACGACAGGAAAACCCCAUGUUACCGUGCUGGGCGGUCGGUCGUCGAAACGCCAGGCCAAGGCCCGUCGCGAUGCUGCGACUGCCGGUGGCAAGUCGGCUCCGGCGAGCUUCCGGUCGCGGGAUGCAGCCGAUGCAUCCACAACGACGGCAGGAUCCGCGACCGGUGCCGCUGCGUCGUCGAGCCCUGGCAUACGUACCGUCGCCAACGGCCUUAAAAUGGCACAGAAUCAGGCGAUCGCCGUGGCCGGCUUCCUCGCCAACGUCGAUUCGCGACAAUGGCGCGUCUGCGCCUCCUGCUUGUCACAUCGAGCGUCGUCCUACCACGGCAGAGUUCCCUGGACCAUAGAGAGUAACGGAAGCAUCGGCGCAGAGCGCCUGUCCCACAGUAUGCCCGGUAGUCCUGCGGACCGGAAACCAAACUUCGGGGUCAUUGGGAGCGCGGAGAGUCUCGUCGGUCGGGUUCUGGUGGAGCAAGGUUUGGGUAAAUUCUGUGAUCCAGAUUUCGUACGGUACACGUCGCGCGAGAUGCAAGAGGCUCUGGAUAUGACGCGCGAGGAGAUGGAUCAGGCUGCCCACCAGUUACUUUUGCAGGAGCGACGCGGCCAGUCGCUAUCCUACCAGUUGCAGCAAGGCACGGAGCAGCAGCAACAGCAGCAGCUGCAACCGUGGAGCAGCCAGCAACAGGCCACGACUGGCAUCGGUUACCAGCCGCUACAAGAGCAGCCACCGAGUCAGCCGGUCUAUCGCCCGCUGCACUCUUCCAGCUUUCGUCGCGGCAGUAACCGACAGCAGCAGCAACAGCAGCAACAACAGCCGCAGCAGCAGCAGCAACAACAGCAACAGCGACAGCCACCGUCCUAGCAGGACGAGAAGACGCUCGUGACGCAAACAUCGUCCACGUAACCCGAAAAUUCCUACUCCCCCUUAUCGGGAGUAGUCGCUGAAGGACCGAUCGUCAGUUAACAUGAAGUAACUACGAAGAAUUACCGCGACUUCCGACGGGAUCUGAAUCGAUCGCGCAAAAUUCGAUGGAUUCAGACCGCGCGGGUUUAAUCGCCGUUGUUGUUGUUGCUCUAAAAGCACGAGGACGCUUUAUAAAUUGUUCUGAAUAUAUAGAUAUAUAAAUAUAUAUAUAUAUAUAAUUGUAAUUAGGUGCGGAUCGAAAAAUGUCAUUUCAGAGAGAUAAAAUGCUGGCUUAGUGUAGGGGAGAGAAAAAGCGAGACAAAGUCGCGACGAAGAACGAUCGCUCGACGUUGAGAUGUCCAUCCCGUACGCUCGGACACCAAUGAACGCAUAUUUUCGUUCGAGCGAAUAUUUUCUAACCAAACGCGGGUGUUCAUCUAGCAUUUUUGAGUCACGCGAGUCGCUCGCGAUUCCUAACUUGGCGCGAUAUCUCGGGCAAGAUGCGUGCGAGUUACGAUCGAGCGGCGUAAAUUGCUGUUCGUUUAGGCACAAGGAUAUUAUAGACUUUUAAGAUGUAUAUUCGCCGCAAAGAUCAAAAUGAUCAAGAAUUGUCGCGGCGCGAAGCUUUGUUUUUUAACGUCAAACAAUCGCGAGAUUAAAAUCGACGGAGCAUUCCGGGCUCCCAAUGGAAUUGAGUUUACUUCUCUAGAAACAGUCCUCUAGAGAUUUGCCAUUGUUCCCGUUUAACGUUGAUCUCCGUUUUUGGAUCGACUCGUCCUGAUCGAGGACGAUAUAUGGCGAACGCCGCGUGUACUCCAUGCAGAAAAUAGACGAAUUAAAAUGAAAGAAACGGUAAGUUUUAUGAAACUAUAAUUUUUUUCAUCAAUCAUCAAUUUUAGCGAUUGGCUUUAAAAUUCUUGAAAUAGCAUUUAGUUUAAGGUGUACAAAAAGUGUCUGGGAACAAUUAAGUAGAAGUUCAGAAAGUAAAUUCUUCUCUCAGAAUUAUUAUAAGAUAUAUUAAAGUAAAUUCCCUCCGUACGGUAUCGGUAUUAAAAUAAAGAGAUACAAAAAUCGAGAAACAUCUGUGAACUUUUAAAAUCUUUUAUAUUAGGGAUCAUAAGUCGAAUUUUACAAAAUAAAAAUUUGUUUUUCUCCAUUAUCUUAAUUCGUCUAUUUUUACAAUGAUCUAAUGUUUUCUUUUACAAAGCUCGCUAUCUGUUUUAACUCUUUAUGACACUUUAUAGAAUAUUUAUUAUUAUCUUGUAAGAGUAUUCUGACGUGAUAACUUUUUAUCAACUCACCAUAAUUUCCUAUUGGACAGUAAAUAUCUCUCUUCUAUACAAGGUAAACCACACGAGAAAGUUAAACAAAAAAAGUGCUAAAAAAAUUUGGGUCGUAAAGAGUUAAAAGGGGAUGAAAAACACGCCGGCGGAUGAUCGCUCUUAUUGUUCUCAUUAUUGAUUACUCUCGUUGUCCUUGUUCCGAUGAUUACCGGUUACUAGCACGAUAAUUACUACUCAUGAUUCAUACGUAUAUGAAUUCUAGAUGAGAUAACAAGUGCCUAAGUAUCUAUAACUUCUUUCGGACCAGAGAAAGACUUUUAUCAACUUAGACAAAGUAAACGACUAUUAUUGCGAAUUAUUAUUGCGCGAGGAGAGAGAGCUGCAAGUCGAGUGUGUUGUACACUACUGAAACGAUAUGUUGUGACGACAUAUCUAUAUAUAUAUAUAUAUAUAUAUAUAUAUAUAUAUUAUAUAUAUAUAUAUAUAUAGAUAUUAUUAUUCGUAUUUGUAAUUGUGUACAUAACACCGUUGCGCGCGUAUAUUUCCGCUGAAAUGCGUGAGAAUGAAUGGCCGAUAAACUAGCGCUGCGAGAGAUUCGAGAUUAUAUUAAUAUACAUAUAUAUGUAUAUAUAUAUAAAUAUAUAUUAUAUCUUUAGGUGGCAAUCUCUAUACAAACGAGAGUAAGGGGCGGACGGGGGGGGGCGGGUAAGGCGUAACGGGAAUAAAUAGAUAAAAUAAUACGCGGAUCUUUUUCCUCUCGGAAAACCGAUGCGGUCACGCGAUACAUGAUUUUUAUUAUGUAAAAUGUAAACUCGGAUGUGUGAUGAUCGGACAUGCAAAGAUCUGAAUCACGAAUCUCUUUCUCUCUCUCUCUCUCUCUCUUUCUCUCUUUAUCUCAAUCCAUAAUUACACCCACUCAAGUGCAUGCUCAAUGAUACAGAGAGCUUUAUAAAGAGCCACUUCAUAAAUAUUUCCGACAGUCUCAUCUCCGGGAGACGCGCGCCGCUUAUGAGGGAUUUACCGGUGAUUUGUAAUUAACGAUGAGCUAAGCAAAAAGUUUCUCAGCCAAUUGGCUAACGUUUAAUCUCGGCAAUAUUCUGUUGUGCUAAGUAAUUAAUAACACUGAUCGAAAUUCGUUAACUUUGCAAAACAAUUAUGAAAGUUUAUUUAAAGACGGAAUUAAAUUAAACCAAAAUAAAAAUUGUAAAAUUAAUCGGAAUUAACUUCUAAUAAUUGGACGUAUAUACAAUGUAAUGUUAUAACUGUAUGAAAUGUGAAAAAGGGUAUAAGUAAAAAAUAGCUCGAAUUAAAACGCGUCUUCAUGCGAAA